This is a messenger RNA of Homalodisca vitripennis (glassy-winged sharpshooter), 1480 nucleotides long. RefSeq lists its product as uncharacterized. Bases 1 to 555 code for a protein of 184 amino acids. NCBI's taxonomy places the organism in Eukaryota, Metazoa, Arthropoda, Insecta, Hemiptera, Cicadellidae. The record is from RefSeq and is a predicted model, not a curated record. The transcript has 2 exons.
AUGUGUCUAGCUCGAGCUGAGCUGGUCGAGUUUUUAUUACAAGUAUUAAUUCAGCGAGUGAGCAGUGGAUGUGAUGUGAGGCGGCGCGGCGGGAGGGGGUACGAUGACCUAUUAAUACCCGACUCCCCUCAUGUCUGCAGCUGCACCCCUACAACCGCACCCUCCCUCCCUCCUUCCUAUAGCUCGUGGCAUAACGCUCCCAGCUGUCUGCAUUGCCUGGCGAUGAGUCCAUCCCAGAGUGACUGUGACCCGGACCAGCUCUUCUGGGGCUACAGGGAGCGCACCCGAGCUCUCCUGCGUCACCUGAUUCUGGAGCGGGGGUUGUGUCCCAGUCACCCCCUCGUCACCUCCUACGACCAUCACCUUUACCUGACCACGGCACAUGUGGAGUACUGUCGUGGCUUGGAGCAAUGGCCUGCCCAGGGCACCGACCUCGUAGCCCUUCGGACCGCGUGUUUCAGGGGUUGCGAUCUCAAGUUCACCUACUGCGAUCGCACCGCAACCUCCCUCGCAGACGAGGACAAGAAAAUGCACAAAGAUGGUAGAGAAAGUUAACGUUUGCCCUUUGAUUCGCUUUAUUACAUGUUUCAAUACGUCCAAGUAUAUGUUCUGGAGACGUAUAAAAACAAUGUUUUUUAUCAACUUAAAGUAAAUGUUAAAUAAAAUACUGUUUUUACUUAAAUAGACUACUAUCAUAAGCCGGAGACCUCCACAAAUAUGGAUUAAAUAUUGUACAAGGUCGGCUAGAAAUGUAUUAUUUAUUUUAGUAGUUAACGUUUUUUAAUAGUUUAGUUAGUUAAAGUAAAACAAUGUGUUCCUUAUAAUCAUAUCAUAUGAAAGUAUUUUUGCAAUUUCUCCUAUUUUUAUUGUUGAAUUCAGCUGCAUGCUUGUCAAGUUGUUGCAGGCUUGAAACACAAAUAUUAACACGAGUCAAGUACACUAAACAUAACUUUACUCAAUUCGGUAGUACAGUACUCGUAGGUGAGUCAAUCUCUCCUAUUUUUGUUGUUGAAUUCAGCUGCAUGCUCGUCAAGUUGUUGCAGGCUUGAAACACAAAUAUUAACACGAGUCAAGUACACUAAACACAAAUUUACUCAAUUCGGUAGGACUCGUAGCAGAGUCAAUCUCUCCUAUUUUUAUUGUUGAAUUCAGCUGCAUGCUUGUCAAGUUGUUGCAGGCUUGAAACACAAAUAUUAACACGAGUCAAAGUACACUAAACACAAAUUUACUCAGUUCGGUAGUACUCGUAUCUGAGUCAAUCUCUCCUAUUUUAUUGUUAAAUUCAGCUGCAUGCUUGUCAAGUUGUUGCAGGCUUGAAACACAAAUAUUAAUACGAGUCAAGUACACUAAACACAAAUUUACUCAAUUCGGUAGUACUCGUAGCAGAGUCAAUCUCUCCUAUUUUUGUUGUUGAAUUCAGCUGCAUGCUUGUCAAGUUGUUGCAGGCUUGAAACACAAAUAUUAACACGAGUCAAGUACA